Messenger RNA from Diutina rugosa, 930 nucleotides. It is a transcript of the gene KRR1, whose product is annotated as ribosome biosynthesis protein. The transcript has a single exon. Gene Ontology annotation, cellular component: small-subunit processome; nucleolus. The coding region runs from base 1 to 930 and encodes 309 amino acids. The record is from RefSeq and is a predicted model, not a curated record. Gene Ontology annotation, molecular function: RNA binding. NCBI's taxonomy places the organism in Eukaryota, Fungi, Ascomycota, Pichiomycetes, Serinales, Debaryomycetaceae.
AUGCCUUCCACCCACGAUAAGGACAAGCCCUGGGACACCCCCGAUAUCGACAAAUGGGCUCUUGAAGAGUUCAAGCCCGAACACAACGCCCUGGGGCUCUCGUUUGCCGAAGAGCUGAAUUUCGUCACCCUUUUCCCCAAGUACAGAGAAGAAUAUCUUCGACUGGUGUGGGCCGAUGUCACCAGGGCGCUCGACUCCCACCACAUCAAGUGUGAAUUAAACCUUGUCGAAGGGUCGAUGACGGUGAAGACCACUCCCAAAACGUUUGACCCGGCGAUGAUCAUCAAAGCCCGUGAUUUGAUUAAGUUAUUGGCCCGUUCGGUGCCAUUCCCGCAAGCAGUUAAGAUCCUCAGAGAUGACAUCGCCUGUGACGUGAUCAAGAUCGGUAACAUCGUCCACAACAAGGACCGGUUUGUUAAACGGCGCCAGCGGUUAGUUGGUCCCAACGGUAACACACUUAAAGCGCUUGAGCUUUUGACCGGGUGCUAUAUCUUGGUACAGGGUAACACCGUCAGUGCCAUGGGUCCGUUCAAGGGCCUUAAGGAGGUGAGACGCGUCGUCGAGGACUGUAUGAUGAACAUCCACCCCAUCUACUACAUCAAGGAGCUCAUGAUCAAGCGAGAGCUCGCCAAGAAGCCCGAGUUGGCCACCGAGGACUGGCUGCGGUUCUUGCCGUCGUUUAAGAAGAGAAACGUCGCCCGCAAAAAGGUCCAGACCGCCGCCAAGAAGGAGAAGAAGGUGUACACCCCGUUCCCGCCCCAGCAACAGCCGAGAAAGGUCGAUCUCCAGAUGGAGCUGGGGGAGUACUUUUUGGGCGCCCGCGAAAAGAAGCUCGCCGAGCUCCGCGACAAGCGGUCCAAGCAGCAAGAGGUGCUGGAACAGAGACGCCAGGAGCGCGCCAAGGAGUUUAUCGCUCCCGAGGAGGACUAG